Molecule: messenger RNA, 318 nt
Organism: Plenodomus lingam JN3
Lineage: Eukaryota; Fungi; Ascomycota; Dothideomycetes; Pleosporales; Leptosphaeriaceae
Source: RefSeq, a predicted model, not a curated record
AUGAUAGAAGAAGUCGCGGGUGUCCAAACUGCCGGAUCAUCAGGCACAGUUGAGCUUCCAGACGUGUUACGCGCUGACAGGUCGGGGGCUGCAACUCUAAUUGAACGUGAUGGGCUGCAUCGGGGCGGUGGCGAUAUGGAGACUGCGACUCCGAUCGUGCAGCUGGCGGGUCUGGAGACCAUCAGCGCUUGGAUAAAUCUCGUGGGCGUUGGCGUCUCAAUGGGUCGCAAGGCGUCUGGAGAAUGCAGAUGCAGAUGCAGCCAUCUGGACGGCACCGAGCGACUGGUACUGAGACGCAGAUUCCCUAUCGUCGAGUGA